Messenger RNA from Didymella exigua CBS 183.55, 3348 nucleotides. RefSeq lists its product as uncharacterized. The record is from RefSeq and is a predicted model, not a curated record. The transcript has 2 exons. NCBI's taxonomy places the organism in Eukaryota, Fungi, Ascomycota, Dothideomycetes, Pleosporales, Didymellaceae. Bases 1 to 3348 code for a protein of 1115 amino acids. Gene Ontology annotation, molecular function: protein binding.
AUGCUGCACUCGACCUUUUGGCACCACGGUGCGAGCGACCUGAGUCUGCCACUAUGGUGGGCCAUCAAUCCGGCAUCCACGGGCGCUGAGCAGCCGGCGCCGAGCAGCGACGGGCCGCCGCUGGACUUUCUGUAUCCCGACAAAACUCUGGCGCUGCUGCGGACGCUCUCUGUGCGGAGUGACGGUGCUCCGGACGGCAGACGACUGCAACUGCAGCGGCAGCCAGUUCGGAGCUAUGCUACGGCCCGACGUCUGGAUUCGCAAGGCGCUGCUGCAGAGCUGGACGGGCAAGAGGACGGGGUAGACGUUGCAGAGGCAAAGGAAGCGAAGCGGGAGAUGCACGAGCGGCUGAUGGGGUCCUCUGCGCACGACUCUCUGAGCGAGCUGUUGCGCAGACAGGAGCCGGGCAAGCAAGAGCUGGCGUGGCAGCUGUACAACGCCAUUCCUGCCCGAGCCUUGUCCAGCAGACCCCCUGAUCUGAUCCUGUCCCUGCUCGAAUACCUCUCCGCAGACACCGAGCCGGCCAUACCGACCCGCAUCAUACGACUGUUUGAGCAGCUGCCGGGCCAGGCUCGCACAGCAUCGUCGUUUCGAGCCGCCAUAAUCGCCCAAGUCGCCCUUCGACAGCCUGGGCCAGCUCUGCACCUGCACGGUCUUGCGGUCGGAAGCGGGCGCUUUGUCGAGUACGAGGACCACGUGCCCAACGUUGGAACCGACGUCCUUUUGCGACGACUUGUGGCCGAUGAGCAAUGGGACCUGGCCAUCCGCGCCUUCUCGGAAUACGUCUCGGAGACUCGGUUCAGCAUAAACCGCCAGCGGACAACAUACCGCAUCCGGUGGGGCCAAACCACCCUGCCUGAGAUCUGGCACGAAGCCGCCCAACUUCCAGAGAUCAAGGAGCAUGUGCAGUCUCUUCUCGUGUACAUUCGCGAGAACAAGUACGCGCACAUGUUAAAGCCGAAGAAGAAGGAGCUAUUCGUUGCCUUUGUCCAGAGCUUUCUCCCCAACGUUAUGGAUCGAGUCUUGCUGGUGCGGAAGCCGAACGAAGACGACAUCUGGGACUGGUUCACCAAGCUGUUCGAGGACAUGACCUCGCUGGGCAUCCCUCCCGAUGCGAGCUACGACUAUGCUAUAAACACGAUGAUGCAAAUGGACCGUUAUCGCGCAUACACGAACCAGCGAAAGCUCCACCUUGAGCUCUAUCGCAGAUAUCGACAGUGGUACCUCUACGAGCGCGUCGAUGAUCCCAAGUGGAAGACACUGCCGCCCCAGCUGCCCAUGUUGACGGCGGUCAUCACCGCUCACGGGAACCACGACAGUUGGCAUCGUGUCGAAGAUGUAGUGCAAGACGUGCGCACCUUUUAUCCAGACAGACCGCUUACUAUCCCCAUCUUGCAGUCUCUGCUGCUCGUCUACGCUGAGCACGGCGAUGUCGAGAAUGUCGACAAGUAUUUCGCCGAGUUCAAGGACACUUACGAAAUCACCCCCAAGCAGGCCCAGUCUCUGAUAUACGUUCAGGCUCGGCGCGCUGAUGUCCCCGGUGCACUGGCAGCAUUUCGCCGCAUCCGCGAGGAACUCGGCAUCACACCCGACUUGCAGAUGUGGAACACCCUUCUCCUUGCCUACGUUCGUGCGGACGACCUUGAUGGAGCGCUCGAGGCUUUCAACCAUGCCCUGGAUGCUGGCAUGACGCCCGACGUCUACACAUUUGGACCCAUGCUCAACAUGUGCGCCAACAGGGGCGACAUUGAGGCUUUUGAGUCACUCUAUUCGAGAGCAAAGCAGAUGGGCGUUCCAGUAGACACGGACGUCCGCGCUCGAUCCGGUUAUGUGCAGGCGUUCCUCGGCGCCGAUGACAUAGAGGCCGCCGAGGAGAUUGCGCGGGGCAUGCUGCAGCAGUGGAAGGCCGGCAUCCUCGUCGGACAUCCGUUGACUCACACCUGGAACAUCAUGAUCCAGUACUAUGCCCUGAGGGGAGACGUAGCCAACAGCAGAAGGCUGUACCGGGACAUGGUCGACAACAAGAUCCCGCUGGACAACAUCACUUUUGGCAGUCUGAUGCGUGCUCUAGUCGAGAUCAAGCAGACGAACGCAGCGUACAGGAUCCUCAGAAAGACCCUCCCCGUCAACAACAUGCGUGUCGAGGCCAUCCACUACGCGAUCGUCAUGACUGGCUUUCUCAAGGAAGGGCAGUACGACAAGGCGCUGGAGGCGUACGAGCGCAUGGUUGAACGGAAUGUGAACCAGACCAUCAGCUCGCGCCGGGCAGCCAUCAACACCGUUGGCAUGUCCGAGCUGGUCAGGCUGAUGCGCGCGCGGAACAACGACCCUCGUCAGCAGCUCAAGCAUGUUGAGAAACUGCUUCGCGGCAUGCUGACGAGCGGCGACGUUGGGCAAGACAUUGCGCAUCGUCAGCCGAACCACAACCGCCACAUCGAUGCGCAGACCCAGUCGGUCGUCCCAGCUUCCUACUAUGGUCUCCUCAUCACGCUCUACAACGCUCGUGGGGCCUACGCAAUCUGCAAGGAGCUCUUUGCCAAGGCCGAUGCCAGCACGGAGCCGCAAGACUACGAAGCCCCUACGACUUUCCUCACUGCCAUCAUGGAGUCUCACUACCGUGCCAAAGAGUGGGAUGAAGUGCAGAAGUGCUGGGACCUCGUCCGCCAGUCUUCGUCCAAGCUGGUCAAGACCUUCCGGCAGGUCAUGAACCCUGCACCAUCAGGCGACGAUGGCUCAACAUCGCUGACCGACGGCACGGUCAUCCAGCGCUUCGAAGAGUCCAGCAUCGCGCUCAACCGCCGCCAAGUCAUUGUCAAAGCCACGCGCAUCUACAUCCGCUCGCUCAUCAACCGCAACCCCAAGAUGAGCCCGACCCGCGAGCUUCUCGCCAAGGCGCAGCACGCCAUCCGCGACCUGCUCGUCAACGGCUUCGUGAUCGACAACUUCACCUGGAACGAGUUCGUCGUCGCCCUCGCCCAGAACGGACAGGUAGUAUCCGCCUUCACCAUCGCAGAAACAUACCUGAUGCCGCGCUUCCCCGGCUGGCGCAAUCUCGCGCCCUUCUACAUCCGCCACGACCGCAAGGGGUAUCAGUGGAUGGAGCUGCGGCACUACGACAUUAAGAGGAACACGGUGCUGCCGCGGUACAAAACGCUUGUUGUGCUGGCCAAGGCAUUUGCGGUGGUCAAGGAGGACGAGAGGAAUGGCGUGGGGUAUGUGGAGAAGGAGGCGAAGUGGGCGAGGGAGAUUCUCGAGGAACAGGCGCCGAAUGUGUGUCGGGCCGUGGAGACUAUGCCCAGGACAAACGACAAGAUACAGGAGAGGUACCUCGAGGAGGUGCGGAGUUAG